Molecule: messenger RNA, 906 nt
Organism: Coccomyxa subellipsoidea C-169
Lineage: Eukaryota; Viridiplantae; Chlorophyta; Trebouxiophyceae; Coccomyxaceae
Exons: 3
Coding region: 25-243 (72 amino acids)
Source: RefSeq, a predicted model, not a curated record
CAAGCAUUCAGUUGGUGACACAGGAUGUCGGGCCCAAAGCACAACGUGAACCCCGCAGAGUACGGCUGGACAUACCAGGGCUCCAACGCCCAGAGCCGAGUGGAGUACUGGCAGAACGACCAGGGCGCCAAGAUGGACUACUACUCAACUACAGGCACCGUCAAGACAUCCAUGGAGCACCCAAGCGCUGGCAAGACCCAGAUGUUCCCCCUUGACUUAAACGCCAGUUCAGAGAGGUCCUGAGCAACCCCCGUGCUCACACAGGGCAGGGCUAUCAGACCAAGGCCAACUGGAACAAGUACAAUGGCAAGUGAGCAUCAGCAGAGAGCCAGCUGGGAAAUGCUGCAGGAAUCCUUUAGGCCUCAAUGCCUGACUGCUGAGACUGCUGAGAAAGCGAUCUCAACUGUUGGUGUCCUCCAAUGUGAUGCUCGAGGAGGGCAGGCUGAUCUAAAGGCUGAUCAUCUGUCAAGUUUGUUCCGCCUUGUAAUGUAGAGUGUCCCAGUAGAUGCAGGUUGAUGGUGAGGGUUUGUCACUAAAUCUCCGGAGUAAAUUUUUGCAGCGAUGCAUGUAAGUGUGGUCAGGGAAAAUUUGGUUGUGGAGAAAUCAUAUGUAUAUUGCAGUGACACAAUUGUUGCUCAUGUAAUCACAGGUCACAAAAUGGGCCAAUGGGGUUCACGUACUUGUUACCACAUGUCCAUUAAUGCUGUGCUGGGCUUGCUGGCAUCAGAUUUGUGGGGGAUAUCCUGUGUGUGACUGGACUAGAUCUGCAAGUGUAAUGAAGCAAGUGUGUGCUCUUGGGCAGAUCUGCACAAUAAGUAGUACUGUAUUAUGCAAGUCGCGUUGGGUAUCAGUGCGUGCUCGAGAUUUUGUCGCGUGUUUUGUGAUUCCCUGCCAAGUAAGAAGGUU